This is a messenger RNA of Clupea harengus (Atlantic herring), 1472 nucleotides long. It is a transcript of the gene pttg1ipa, whose product is annotated as PTTG1 interacting protein a. Lineage: Eukaryota; Metazoa; Chordata; Actinopteri; Clupeiformes; Clupeidae. Gene Ontology annotation, cellular component: cytoplasm; nucleus. Gene Ontology annotation, biological process: protein import into nucleus. The record is from RefSeq and is a predicted model, not a curated record.
ACAACGCUGACAUCAGUAUUAAAUCGUUGUAGAGUACUUGUCACCAAUGGGUGCGUUGUUUGGAAAUGGAAUGUAGUUUAAUGUUAUCGCUGUACUGGUAAAGCAAAAUAUUAUCAGAUGUAAGGUCAAAGUCAUGUGAUUCUCAACGACGCAGCGGCUUCUACUUGCAGUGCGCACAGACGGAGGAAAAGUUUGCAGGUGACUGGCAACGUUAGAGGCUGCUCGUCAACCCGAGUUGUGUCUAGUUAGGCAUCCAAAAUCGCCAGUGAUUUGUUGGGAAUAUUCUUGUGCCUAAUUACACCGUGGGAUCUUACCACUUGACGACAGAAUGUUUUGGAGGAUUUGUGUAUCUUUUAUUCUGGUUCUUGUCGGAUUGAGCUCAACGUUUGCUCAGAACGAGACGACUCAGUCGCCGACUAUCACAAGUACUACAACAAGUACUACAACCACCACCACACCGGCAACUCCGGCUCCGACUCCCGCACCACCCCCACCUGGCGAAACCUGCGAGAGCAAGAAUGGCACAAACUGCGAAGAAUGUCUGAAGAAUGUGUCGUGUCUGUGGUGUAUUAAAACUAAAACAUGCAUGACUUACCCAAUUAAGACCAUCCUGCCCCCCUACGCUCUCUGCCCGCUCAACGAUGCUCGGUGGGGGCAGUGUUCAAUAAACUUCAAGACCUUGAUCAUUGCCAUGGCUGUGGUCGGUGGAGUCAUCAUCCUCGCUUUCUUCAUCUGCCUCUUCUGCUGCUGCAAGUGUGAGAAUGCUGGGUCCAAGAGAUUUGAAAACAAGAUGGAUAAGCAGGCGGACAAGAGAAAGGGCAAAUCGGAUUCGAGGAAAGCGGAAAUGAGGGUGCGGCAUGAUGAGAUCAGGCAGAAAUAUGGCUUGAGCAAGGCAAGCCCGUAUGCUAGAUUUGAGAACAGCAGCUGAGCAUUCCAAGACUACAUCCUGACUGAAGAUCUGUAUUCCCCUUCAAUGCUGCCCUUGGAGUUACCAACAGAAACAGACCAUUCUUCUUGUUUUAUUGUUACCAUGUCAAUUAUUUACCAAUAGUGUGACAAGGAAAUUGCAUUUUGAUGGUUCUCUAUAAUCAUGACUGUCUUCAGUUUGGCUGACAAGACAAUACCAGUAUCAAGUGUGAAUGCUUACUUGUUAUACGGGAGACCUAACUAGACCUUUUUUGCUGUAACGCUUGAGGCUGCUACUUUCUGAAUCAUGUGUAUUCUCUUCAGCAGCUGGGCAGUGGUAACUAUUGUUGACUACGUUGUAAUUGUAGGCUACAGUAUUUGUCUGCUAUUGCUCUGUGCUCCAACACAUUUUUUUUGUUUUGUUUGCUUAUGUUGAACAAGAUCAAAAGUGUAUGGACUUUCUUAAAGAGACAAGAUUGUUGAUGUUGUAAAUUCGUUUUUCUUAAUUUGUCACCUAAUUUGUCCCCAGUGAGUGAUCAUUUUAAUAAACUUUUUAGAUACUUUAA